CUUCCUCCCUCUCUCUCUCUGUGGCUUUUCGCCAAACAGUGCAUGUGUCAUUCUCAGUCCCAAGCUCUUCUUCGUCCUUCGAGCGAAACUUCAAAAUCAAACACACAGCAGAGCAGAGACCAUCAUCAUCAUCAUCAUCAUCAUCAUCAUCAUCAAUCUCUUUCUAGUCAAAAAUGUCUUACGACUAUCUCUUCAAGUACAUAAUCAUCGGAGAUACAGGUGUGGGGAAAUCAUGUCUGUUGUUGCAAUUCACGGACAAGAGGUUCCAACCGGUUCAUGAUCUCACCAUUGGAGUCGAGUUUGGUGCUCGCAUGGUCACCAUCGAUGGCAGACCCAUUAAGCUCCAAAUUUGGGACACCGCUGGACAAGAGUCUUUUAGAUCCAUCACCAGAUCGUAUUACAGGGGAGCAGCUGGGGCCCUUCUGGUUUAUGACAUUACUAGGAGAGAGACAUUUAAUCAUCUAGCAAGCUGGCUUGAAGAUGCUCGGCAGCAUGCAAACCCAAACAUGAGCAUAAUGCUUAUAGGGAACAAGUGUGAUCUUGCGCACCGUAGGGCUGUCAGCAAAGAGGAAGGGGAACAAUUUGCAAAGGAAAACGGGCUUUUAUUCCUGGAGGCAUCUGCAAGAACUGCCCAAAAUGUUGAGGAGGCCUUUAUAAAAACUGCUGCGAAGAUACUUCAGAAGAUUCAGGAAGGCGUGUUUGACGUCUCUAAUGAGUCAUCUGGCAUCAAGGUUGGAUAUGGGCGUCCCCAAGGUUCAUCGGGAGAUGGAACAGUUACUCAGAGAGGUGGAUGUUGCGGCUAAUUAAAAUAAAAACAGCAAUUGUUAUGUACCCUACCCUUAUGUGCAUUUUAUCCUCUGCUUGGCCCAUCUCUAAAUGAAUAUGAUAUGUACAGAGCAAAUGGUGGGUUUUCCGGUGAUUGAUUCAAUAUUACUUUCAUGGUUAACUAAAUUUAGUUGAACUCGGAGAGUUGCAUUUGGCUUGUUGCUUGAAGUUUAUACACCAUAAAUAGUUGAUUAACUUCAAUGAUUCUACAUUUGUGCUGUGUUCUAUUUCUCCUUUUUAAUGGAUGGCUAUUUUAGAAA
Molecule: messenger RNA, 1085 nt
Organism: Camellia sinensis
Lineage: Eukaryota; Viridiplantae; Streptophyta; Magnoliopsida; Ericales; Theaceae
Product: ras-related protein RABB1b
Molecular function (GO): GTP binding; GTPase activity
Source: RefSeq, a predicted model, not a curated record